AUGACCGAGUUCUGGCUCAACGAGGGCGCGGAAAUGAACGCCAACCAGCGCCUCAAUAUUUCAUCCUUCCUGGCUAAGCCUGCCUCUACGCGCCUGAUAAAAGAUAGGCCUUGCCAGAUUGCUUUGAUCCUUCUUUGUGAUACUUUUAAGUCCAUGCGGCCUCCUGGCAGCCUUGACAACCCCGAUAACAAAGAUCAUCGCCGAAAUGUGCAUACACUUACUAUUGCCGCAUUACUUCCAUCUACAUAUGCCUGGCUCCGAGAGACAGGGCAUAACAUCGUACUGUUAACAGACGUAUCGUGGAAUGAUUGCUCCAGCAGUCUUUACGAAAAAGAUGGCGUAAAUGUUGUCAGGUCAGAGCUAGGUCGACGAGCACCGGGUGGAUUUAGUCCCUGA
This is a messenger RNA of Aspergillus bombycis, 396 nucleotides long. Its product is annotated as DUF3632 domain-containing protein. NCBI's taxonomy places the organism in Eukaryota, Fungi, Ascomycota, Eurotiomycetes, Eurotiales, Aspergillaceae. The transcript has a single exon. Bases 1 to 396 code for a protein of 131 amino acids. The record is from RefSeq and is a predicted model, not a curated record.